Messenger RNA from Prunus mume (Japanese apricot), 987 nucleotides. RefSeq lists its product as uncharacterized. Lineage: Eukaryota; Viridiplantae; Streptophyta; Magnoliopsida; Rosales; Rosaceae. The record is from RefSeq and is a predicted model, not a curated record.
AUGGGAGCAAAUGUGGGUGAAGAGGAACCAAACAUUGAUCCUGAAAUGGGGCCUCCUAAUAAAGGUACAUGGGCUAUCUCAUAUGAUGGUGAAGACACUACUGCACUCCUUUCUGAAGGUGAAACUUCUGAGGAUGAACAAGGAAGUGGAAAAAAAGAAGAAGUGAAGGAAACUAUUAAGGAGUAUGCAAUUGUCGAAGGCAAACCUAUAAAGUUUGUGAAGAAUGAUAAUUUUAGGGUCAGAGCCAAGUGUGUUGGGCACAAGUAUUGCCCCUUUGUUGUGUUGGCUUCAAAGAUAGUUAGGAAUCAACCCACUUUUGCAAUUAAGACUCUUUCUUUAGAACAUGAGUGCACUAGAGUUGAUAGGUUGGGUUAUUGCAAUGCAAGAUGGUUAUCCAUUAUAUUUGCAUACAAAAUUAGGAAAAAUCCCAACUGGGAUGUAGCAGCAAUGCGGGGAGAAGUGCAAGAACAAUAUGCUAUGAAUGUAAGCAAACAUCAAAUAUGGAGAGCCAAGAGGUUGUCAAGAGUGGUCAUUGAAGGUAGCAUAGAGCAAUAUGCAAGGUUAUGGGAUUAUGCAGAACAGUUGAAAGCUUCUAACAAGGGUAGCACAGUUGUAAUUAAGAAUGACAUGGUUGGGGAGGAACCUGUUUUUCAGAGAAUUUAUGUGUGCUUGCCAGGUUGUAAGAAAUGGUUUUUGGAUGGAUAUUUAAAAAUAGAGAAUGGGGCUGCUUGGGUGGUCAUAAGUGACAAGAAAAAGGGUCUACUUUCAGCCAUUGAAACAAUUGUGCCUACAGCUGAGCAUAGAAUGUGUGUUAGACACCUUUAUAGCAACUUCAGAGGGCAACAUUCUGGGCUCCUUUUAAAGAAUAUAUUGUGGGCAACAUCAACGGCCACCACGAUUCCAUGGUAUGAAGCAGAGAUAGAGAAGAUGAAGGUGCAAGAUAAUGAAGCUUACGAGUGGCUCUUAAAAUGGCCACCAAAGAAUUAG